GUUAGGCCUAUCUUGUUUAUUUUUGGAGUGUUCACGUGUAGUAGAUUAGUUUGCUAUCUCGGGAUAUUGGGCAAUAUCCCAUGAUAGAGAUCUCAAACUCUCGUCACGCUUAAAAAACAAAUAGGCCUAAAUAGCUAUAAAUCCCGGCAAAAAGUGUUAUCUUGUUUAUUUUUUGAGCGUUCACGUGAAGUAGGCUAUAUACUAAAACAAUAAUUCGCCUAAAGCUCCGUGAAUAGUCAUUUUUCACUUUGUCUUCGGAGAAUAAUUGUUAAAUAGGCCUAUCGCAUCUCGUGGCUAGUAGGCCUAUUUUAAGGUGAAGAAUGUCACUGACUACUGCGGCCUACUGUGCGGAUUAUUAUUUAUUUUUUUUGACUCAAUUGUUUGUAUCCAUCUCAAUAGCAUAGCCCUUAAACCAAUUUAUUUGUUUUCAAUAAUCAGGUUAUUUAGUCAAUGCUUAAUUAGACUAAAACGUGACAUUCUCUAACCUAAUCACAAAGAAUGACUAUGAAAAUAAUAUGUGAAAUAAUAAAAUAGAUUACAUAGGUUACAUAGAUUUGGAACUUGCUGUUUGAGCGAAUUUUCCAUCAAAUAAGGCAGAAGGCAACAUCACAGCGCUCAUUAUAAGCCCACGUCUCGUCUCCCUAUUGGACAGCACCCUGAUUGACUGAAUCCAAAGACGAGGGGGUCGCUCCAGACCGUUCAUCAUCAUUCAUACGACCCGAAAAAAUGGACUGAGAUGUGAUCGGAUGAGCUGUUGAUGCCCUGGGAUCAGUUUCCCACGAGGAUUAAGCGUGUUGCCGAAAUAGAUAGGCUAACUAAGAUUACUAAUCUAAUCUAUUUGCCCAUCGAGCUCAUCGUCGUGAACCUCACAGGGGGGGGGGAUCCUGCGGAUCAACCGCGACAUAGGAAAACAUCAAGCGUUUAAUAUGCGAUCGGUGUGUACGCAGACACAGUAAGAAACAGGCUUCCCUUAACAAUGAGGCUUUUUUCGCAUUUAACAUAGACAAUCUACUGCCGCUGUUGGCAAUGAUUUCAAUGCGGCAUUUGGUACAGUUAUGGGUGCUAGUGAGCCACACCGUGUGGCGGGGAGUCGCGCCGAGCCCGACCGACGAGGGAGCGCUUCGAGGCGGCCACGGAGACCACGGAGAGCCGGGCCACAAGGAGCACCACAAGGACUCGUACGGGACUUUCGCCUCUGAGUUCCUCGAAUCGAGACAUCUGUCAGACGACGGGUAUCCUUUCCCCACUGCCCCGCCAGUGGACCCCUUUGCCAGGAUCAAAGUCCAUGAUUGUGGAGUCACCAAGGGCUGUAUCAGGUACGGGAAGCCUGGCUGCGAUGCAGAGACGUGCGACUACUUCCUGAGCUACCGGCGCAUCGGCACCGACGUGGAGUACGAGAUGAGCGCGGACACCGACGGCUGGGUCGCUGUGGGCUUCUCCUCCGAUAAAAAGAUGGGCGGAGAUGACGUCAUGGGCUGUGUCCAUGACGACAACGGGCGUGUGCGCAUCCAUCACUUCUACAACGUGGGUCAGUGGGCCAAGGAGAUCAAGAGGAACCCGGCGCGCGACGAGGAGGGCGUGUUUGAGAGCAAUCGGGUGACCUGCCGCUUCAAACGCCCGCUGUACGUCCCGCGGGAGGAGACGCUGGUGGACCUGCACCUCUCCUGGUACUACCUCUUCGCCUGGGGGCCGGCCAUACAAGGUUCCAUCACCAGGCAUGACAUCGACGCCCCUCCGGUCAGCGACCGCAUGGUCAGCAUCUAUAAGUACGAGGACCUCUUCAUGCCCUCCACAGCUUACCAGACCUUCAACUCCCCCUUCUGCCUCCUGCUCAUCGUAGCCCUCACCUUCUACCUUCUGAUGGGCACUCCCUAGCCGGCUACAGGAGAAGGCUGAAAAUAGGUUAAAAGAACAUUAGAAAACAGCAGGGGUGAGGAGGAAAGCAAUACAACUAUUUGCCAAUUAUUCACAGUGCCACAACUUAAGAAGAGAACAUGCUUUAUACGCACAGCUGACACAGCAUUAGAGUUAACAAGGUCCCUUCUGUAAUCACUAUGUAUUCUGUGGAUCUUGGCUAGAGUAUAGUGAUAUUUUGAGAGCACACUAUGUGCAGAGAGGCUACUAUAGUAGUCUUAUUGUUUUAAAGAGAUCAGACGUUUGUAUUUUAAGUGUUACAAAGAGGAAUAUAAGUGCUUCAUAUGUGUCCAUGAGAACUAGGGGGAGAAAUACUUGGAGGAUCACGUCAAAGUACAUGAGAGAGAUGGGCAUAACCUUUUAUUCAUCAUUAUUCGACCUGAGUCGAAUAAAGUGUGUACACAUCCCAGCCUGACGUUAACGUCAUAGCAUAACAUGAUUCUCUACAGUAAGCUUCUUGUUUCAAAUAAGAUCAUUCUGCACAGGAACACACGUUUCACUUUUAUUUAAAUAAUUAGCAAAUUGGUUAUCUAUUUGUUUCUUUGUUGUUUUCAUGAUGGAGGUGUAUGUAUGUGUGUGUGUGUGUGUGUGUGUGUGUGUGUGUGUGUGUGUGUGUGUGUGUGUGUGUGUGUGUGUGUGUGCCUGCGUGUGUGUACUUGCUUUCAGGGCAGACUAUACGUUGUCUGUGUACACUGUGUGCAUGUAUACUUUUGAAUACAAGAUUCUAAGAGUUUAUUGAAGCAAUAACACAAAAUGCUAAAAAAAAACAUUGCUAAAAAACUAGUUGUCGGUGUAAAAGGUAGGCAGCUGUUGAGGCCGAAGAGGCCUCAUUAGAAGUAUAACAACCGCUUUUGUGAAGAGGCUUCCUGUUGGUACUGCGACAUCAACGGUCUUCGAUAUGGGUAUGAUGAAUCAAGGAUAGCCACAUCAAUUCAAGUUUUUAUGUCAAUGUCUUUCCUGCCAAGUGCGUUUUCUCUAACUUUAAUCCUAAUAAAAAUGUUUAUAAAACGA
Gadus macrocephalus (Pacific cod) is the source of this 2925-nucleotide messenger RNA. Its product is annotated as DOMON domain-containing protein FRRS1L. Gene Ontology annotation, biological process: regulation of glutamate receptor signaling pathway. The record is from RefSeq and is a predicted model, not a curated record. Lineage: Eukaryota; Metazoa; Chordata; Actinopteri; Gadiformes; Gadidae. The coding region runs from base 1027 to 1875 and encodes 282 amino acids. The transcript is spliced from 5 exons.